UGGCACCUCUAAGUCAUUCAAGUUGGCGCCAAAAAAAAAAAAGAAAACCAAAGAAAUUGUGCUGUCUUCUUAGAGAAUUUGGGAGCGUAGUUGCUCCAAUUUUUAAUCCAUUUGCUGAAUUUGCAUUUAAUAAAUUUUAAAAUAUGGUACUCAAAGAAAAUAAGCCAAAAGGGCUGCCAGUUGUCAAGUGGAUCGGAAGUCAUACUGAUAUAGUAGUAGACGAGCCCAGGUUGGCACACAAAGAAGUGAAUUUUUAUCAAAAGUGCAUCUUUGGUGAUUUAACACUUGGUUUGGGUGACUAUGUACUCGUCUCGAAUGCUGAUGCUGCCGAGCCCGACACAGUAGAUGGCUGUGAUAUAGCUAAAAUUAUACAUUUAUACGAAUUGCGUGGUAGUGUUGACCGAGAUCCCUAUCGCGCCAUUGUACAAUGGUAUUCACGUCCUGAGUGUGUGCCUCACAAAGAGUUCGAUCGAGACGAUAUAUGCAUUGAUUUCAAUGCGGAAGUAAUAGAAGAGCAUCGUCCAUAUGAUGCAGAUAUUUCAUUAGAGACUAUUUUUAAAAAAUGUGUUGUUCUAUUUGGUGGUACUGAUGAGUCUGCCAAUGGCAUUUUACACAAAUACGACGCAAAACGUAACAAUAUUCCAAUGUUUGUGUGUAGAUAUAAAUUCAUUAAGGAUAAAAAAUCCUACAGACUUGUGCCGUUAGAAUGGAACACCAAUUUAACUGGGUCCACCGAGGAAGCAGAAAAUAAACGUGGUAGAAAAAAAAGCUACACGGACGACACACCAAGUACUAAGGAAAAGAAAACGAGAGUUGCUAGAAGUGCCUCAGCACGUAAGGAAAAGGUUGAAGGCAAUGUAGCUAUUCGGAAACGUAGAGCAUCCGUGGCUGCUGCCGCAGUGGAAUUCAUAGACUGUAAUGGGUUCAAAGAUAAAGUGUCGCCUAUUAAAAUAAUAGGUGGCAAAAAUGUUGUACGUUUAUCAGCGAAAAAAAUAUCAGCACCAAUUGAUAGAAAUGAUAAUUAUGCACCCACAUCACCGCUCAUGGAACGCAACAGAAAAGAAACAACGCCGAAAGCGCGUGUAGCGUCUGCACGCCGCAACCUCAAUUUAAGUUUGGAUAAUGGCGCUGAUACCAGUGUAGAUUCAGACUGUCUAAAUUAUUCUAUAGUUAAAACACCAACAAAUUCAGAUUCAACAAACGAUAUGAAAAUAAAACUGAGGUUAUCUGGAAGACAUCGAAUUUCAAAGCUUGCUGCCAUGGAUGAACAGUUCAUCGAUCCCCUUUCGUUAAAUGUUGAAAUUGAGAGAGCAAUCAAAAGCACGCCAGAUGAAAUGUAUUCCACACCCACGAAGAAAUCAAAGAGAAUUAGCGAAGAGGCUGAAAUAACACCAUCCACGCGUCGUAAAAGUAUACUAAAAUCGGCCACAAGGCGGCAGGGUGAUAGUACGCCAAAACGUAGUAUUCAGUUAUCGGAUAUAGUGGAGAAACGUGUAUUCAACAAUGAAGAUGCCAUUUCUACACCCAAACGUAAGCCCAAGGGUGAUGAUAAUGAUAUAAAACGUUCGGCUUUAAAAAAUUCUGCAAUAAUACGUCGGCGUAAUUCUACCACUGCUGUCGCUGGUGCUAUGACACCUACACAAAAACUUAAAAUGUUGCGUCGCGGGGAAUUAUCACCAACAAUGGAAAACAGAUCAACCACUGCACUGUCAGCUUCAGUAAAGUCUAAAUCAGAUUUACAGUUGGCACGGGAACGCUUGCAUGUUUCUGUGGUGCCGCAAAGUUUACCAUGUCGUGAAAAGGAAUUCGAUAAUAUUUACGCAUUUUUAGAAGGAAAAAUUCAAGAUCAAUGUGGCGGCUGUAUGUAUGUAUCCGGUGUACCCGGUACGGGUAAAACUGCAACAGUUACAGGUGUCAUACGCAUGUUGCAGCGUCAACAACAGGCUGAUGAGUUGCCAUCGUUUGAUUUUGUCGAAAUUAAUGGAAUGCGUUUGACUGAGCCACGACAGGCAUAUGUACAAAUUUAUAAACAAUUGACGGGUAAAACUGUUUCAUGGGAGCAAGCGCACUCGCUGCUGGAGAAACGUUUCACUACGCCGGCGCCACGUCGUGUUACUACAGUAUUGUUGGUGGAUGAAUUGGAUAUAUUAUGCAAUCGGCGGCAGGAUGUUGUUUAUAAUUUACUCGAUUGGCCCACCAAAUCCGCUGCACGUUUAGUUGUGGUGACUAUAGCUAAUACAAUGGAUUUACCAGAGCGUUUGCUAAUGGGCAAAGUUACUUCGCGUUUAGGCUUAACGCGUCUCACCUUCCAGCCAUAUACACACAAACAAUUGCAAGAGAUUGUUACAAUGCGCUUGAGCGGCUCGGAGGCAUUUAAAAGUGAUGCAGUGCAACUUGUUGCGCGCAAAGUAGCUGCUGUAUCUGGUGAUGCGCGCCGUGCCUUAGAUAUAUGUCGUCGCGCUACUGAAAUUGCCGAAGCUGCCAUUCUUCCAAAGGAUAGUGAUCACGUUAAGUCCACAAAAAAAUUCGUUAGUAUCGCUCAUGUACAACAAGCUCUUUCUGAAAUGAUUGCAAGCGCCAAAGUACAAGCCAUAAAAAAUUGCUCUUGCUUGGAGCAGAUAUUCCUGCAAGCUGUACUCGCGGAGGUGACUAGAACUGGUGUUGAGGAGACUUCAUUUUUGGGCGUUUACUCACAAGUUGAAAACUUAGCUGCCUUUGAAGGUCUAAAUAUGCCUACGACAGGCAAUUGUUUACGGAUUUGCUCGAAAUUAUGCGCCGAACGCUUACUCAUAGCUGAAAGUGGACGUAAUGAUAUUUUUCAAAAAAUUCUUCUCAACGUAAGUGUGGAUGAUAUUCAUUAUGCGCUCCGUGUGAAUGGAAUUUAAGUAAAAAAAAGCAUUAUCAUCAUCAUAUUUUAAUUUAUCAUUUUAUUCUAAAUACAUUGAUUAACAAUA
Messenger RNA from Ceratitis capitata (Mediterranean fruit fly), 2954 nucleotides. It is a transcript of the gene Orc1, whose product is annotated as origin recognition complex subunit 1. The record is from RefSeq and is a predicted model, not a curated record. Gene Ontology annotation, molecular function: ATP hydrolysis activity; DNA replication origin binding; chromatin binding. NCBI's taxonomy places the organism in Eukaryota, Metazoa, Arthropoda, Insecta, Diptera, Tephritidae. Gene Ontology annotation, biological process: mitotic DNA replication checkpoint signaling; DNA replication initiation. Gene Ontology annotation, cellular component: nuclear origin of replication recognition complex. Bases 144 to 2885 code for a protein of 913 amino acids. The transcript has 5 exons.